AUGGGUAAUGUUUGAUGGAACGCUUCAGAACACUAACACCGUUGUUCAGUUGUGUACAGCAAGUGGAUGUUGUUUGUAACUGCUAGUGCGUGCAGUAUGUGUUGUGUUUAGUGGAAAUAGUGUCCGAACAUGUUACGUAGGCAAGCACGGUUGAGGAGGGAGUACCUCUACAGAAAGUCGAAGGAGAAUAUGGUACGAGCUAUUCAAGAGAAGAAAGAAAGACUGAGUCGGUGCCUGGAUGAAAAUUUACCGAUUCACACAGAUCUUAGGAAGAACGCAAUAGACCUGCAGAAGAAGUUGGAAUGGGAAGACAAAGGACCGGAAGUAGCCGUUGCAAUUGGGACUGAAAGUGGUGGUGGUGGAAUUUCACAUGAAGAUGACGAAUACCGUUGGGCUGGUGUCGAAGACCCGAAGAUCAUGAUAACGACGUCGCGUGAUCCAUCUUCGAGAUUAAAAAUGUUCGCCAAGGAGCUAAGAUUAAUAUUCCCCAAUUCCCAGCGUAUGAACCGUGGUAAUUACGAAAUGAAACAGUUAAUUAAUGCAUGUCGUGCAAAUGAUGUUACAGAUUUCGUAGUCGUACACGAGCACAGGGGUGUACCUGACAGUUUAGUGAUUUGUCAUUUACCCUAUGGACCGACUGCGUAUUUUACAAUGUCCGAUGUUGUUAUGCGGCACGACAUACCAGACAUUGGAACUGUGUCCGAACAAUAUCCUCAUUUAAUUUUUCACAAUUUUAAAACUCAGCUGGGAAAUCGAGUCAUGAAUAUUUUGAAAUACUUGUUCCCUGUUCCAAAAGAAGACAGCCAUAGAGUUAUAACAUUUGCAAAUCAUGAUGACUAUAUAUUAUUUCAGCACCACACAUUUAAGAAAGUAAAUGGAAAAGACAUUGAACUGACGGAAGUGGGCCCACGAUUUCAACUGAAACUGUAUGAAAUUAAACUUGGGACGUUGGAGCACGCUGAUGCAGCAGACACAGAAUGGGCAUUGCGGCCUUACAUGAACACAUCGGCGAAAAGGAGAUUUCUUUCUCCGGAUGAUGGCUGGGACCAGGAUGACGAUGUUGAAAUAUAACAUUUUCAGCAAAAACAUUUGUUUCAAUAUAAGCCAUAUUCAUGAUGUUUUGUACCGUAAACAGAUAAUUAAAAUGUUUAACACAAA
Molecule: messenger RNA, 1158 nt
Organism: Schistocerca serialis cubense
Lineage: Eukaryota; Metazoa; Arthropoda; Insecta; Orthoptera; Acrididae
Product: U3 small nucleolar ribonucleoprotein protein IMP4
Exons: 1
Coding region: 130-1071 (313 amino acids)
Biological process (GO): rRNA processing
Cellular component (GO): nucleolus; small-subunit processome; Mpp10 complex
Molecular function (GO): snoRNA binding; rRNA primary transcript binding
Source: RefSeq, a predicted model, not a curated record